CUGUUAGAUUGCUAUCAGAGUAUUGUUGCAAAAUAGAGUUGUUUAGGAUGAAGAUGUUUUUGAAGCUUUCUGUUGCAACUCUGUUUGUUUUGCUCUCAGUUCAAUUUGAUGUAUCUUUGGCAAAUAAGGAGAAGAGGACGGGGAAUCAGAAAAGCACUUACAUUGUCCAUGUGAACAAAUCUGAAAUGCCCACAAUCUUCGAUCACCAUGCAAUUUGGUACAACUCAAUUUUGACUUCAAUAAAUAACUCACAAGAAAUGCUCUACACCUACGAGAAGGUGAUCCAUGGAUUCUCAGCUAAAUUAACUCAUGAAGAAGUUCAGUCACUGAGAAGUCGAUCAGACGUUGUGCAGGUGAUGCCAGAGCAAAUGUAUAAACCAUUAACAACUCGAACACCACAUUUCCUUGGAAUUGACAAAAUCGAUGAGAUGGUCCCCGGGUUGAAUGGAGGAAGUGACGUCAUUAUAGGAUUCCUCGACACUGGUAUCUGGCCUGAAAGCAAGAGCUUUGAUGAUGCGGGACUAGGACCCAUCCCUAGCAAAUGGAAAGGAAUAUGUGAAAGAAGUGCUGAUUUUAAUGCCUCAAAAUGCAACAGAAAGUUGAUAGGAGCUAGAUUCUAUUCAAAAGGGUACGAGGCCACGAUUGGUCCCAUUAAGGGAACCAAAUCACCGCGAGACACCGAGGGCCACGGCAGCCACACUGCAAGCACAGCCGCAGGGUCUGUAGUGGAAGGUGCAAACGUGUUCGGGUACGCUGCCGGUAAAGCGCGUGGAAUGGCCUUCCGUUCUAGAAUCGCCGUGUACAAGGUUUGCUGGGAAAGGGGUUGUGCUGUUUCUGAUAUAUUGGCUGCAAUGGAUGCAGUCAUCUCAGACCACGUCGACAUUCUUUCGAUAUCACUUGGAGGUGACAGUGACACAAGCAAUUACGAUACAGAUGGCAUUGCAAUUGGAUCCUUUGCGGUAUUAGAACAUGGGACUGUGGUUGUUUGUUCGGCAGGAAAUGAAGGUCCUGCUCCCUCUUCUAUCAACUCCAACAUAGCACCUUGGUUGAUCACCGUGGGAGCUGGCACACUCGAUCGUGAUUUUCCAGCUUACGUUGCCCUUGGGAAUGGACACAGGUAUUCUGUUCAGUCAAUUUACAGUGGCAAGUCUUUGCCGGAUACCCCCAUUCCAUUCAUACACGCAAGGAAUGCAAGCAGAAAAGAAGGUGCGAAUUUGAAUUUGUGUUUAACGCAUAGCCUAGAUCCAAAAAGGGUUAGAGGGAAAAUUGUGUAUUGUGAAUAUGGAAAUACUUCUACAAUAGAGAAAGAGUUAGUGGUGAAAUCUGCGGGCGGUGUAGGCAUGGUGUUGGGGACCGUAGAAGGUGAUCCAGAGGAAGAACUGUUAGAACCCCAUUUUUUGCCAACAGCCAUUGUUGAUGAUAAAGCUAAAAACAGCAUCCAAGAGUAUCUGUCAUCGGAGCCUAAGCCGGUGGCUACGAUUGUGUCUGAGGGAACGAAGGUUGGAGUUAAGCCCUCGCCCAUUGUUGCAGAGUUUAGCUCUCGAGGUCCAAAUCUGAUUAGAUCAGAGGUAUUGAAACCUGACAUAAUCGCACCAGGUGUGAACAUUUUAGCUGCAUGGUCAAGAAUUAAAGGCCCCACUGGAUUGGAUGAAGAUGACAGAUAUGUGGACUUCAACAUCAUCUCAGGCACAUCCAUGGCAUGCCCUCACGUGAGUGGGAUAGUAGCUUUGAUAAAGUCAGCUCAUCCAAAUUGGAGCCCAGCUGCAAUUCGAUCUGCACUCAUGACCACAGCUUAUUCCACUUACACCAAUGGUAAAAAAUUGGUAGAUGAGGGCACAAACAAAUCCUCCACACCGUUUGACGUUGGUGCCGGUCAUGUCAACCCUGUUGCUGCGCUUAAUCCAGGACUUGUCUAUGAUUUGAAGAUGAGUGAUUAUCUGGACUUCCUCUGUGCUAUCAAAUAUUCAAGCAGAAGGAUAGAGACUGUGGUGAAAAGGAAGUUUCACUGCAAGGCACACAAUCACUACAGUGCAACCCAUCUAAAUUACCCUUCAUUCAGUGUGGUUUUUAAUCAAACAAGUGGUAGGAAAGGAGCAAGAGUUGUUAAACACAAGCGAACUCUUACAAAUGUGGGGCCUGCAGGAACAUAUAAAGUUUCAGUUACAUCAGAGAUUCCAUCUGUGAAAAUCAGAGUGGAACCAAAGUUGUUGAGCUUCCAUGAACAUGAGAAAAAGUCAUAUACAGUUACGUUUGCAACAUCAGGUCCAGCACCAUCAAGAGGUUUUGGUUUUGCACACUUAGAAUGGUCAAAUGGAAAAAAUGUAGUUCGAAGUCCUAUCUCCAUAUUGUUUCACUCCAAGCAUCACACAGAAGUCCAAGAACCUUCAUUAAACUCUCUUCACCAACUCUGGUGAUAACGUAUUAUCUCUGCAUUCGCCAGAGUUAAUAACUGUUAUACAAUAAAUUCAAAGUACCAAUAUAUUGCAUUUAUGUAAAAUAUAUCUAUAAAUAUA
Vigna unguiculata (cowpea) is the source of this 2513-nucleotide messenger RNA. Its product is annotated as subtilisin-like protease SBT1.7 pseudogene. The record is from RefSeq and is a predicted model, not a curated record. NCBI's taxonomy places the organism in Eukaryota, Viridiplantae, Streptophyta, Magnoliopsida, Fabales, Fabaceae.